This is a messenger RNA of Ceratosolen solmsi marchali, 456 nucleotides long. Its product is annotated as histone H3. The transcript has a single exon. The record is from RefSeq and is a predicted model, not a curated record. Lineage: Eukaryota; Metazoa; Arthropoda; Insecta; Hymenoptera; Agaonidae. Gene Ontology annotation, cellular component: nucleosome. The coding region runs from base 10 to 420 and encodes 136 amino acids. Gene Ontology annotation, molecular function: protein heterodimerization activity; DNA binding; structural constituent of chromatin.
AAUAUAGUCAUGGCUCGUACUAAGCAAACAGCCCGUAAGUCCACCGGAGGUAAGGCCCCGAGGAAGCAGUUGGCGACCAAGGCCGCGAGAAAAAGCGCUCCGGCUACCGGUGGAGUGAAGAAGCCUCACCGUUACCGUCCAGGAACCGUCGCUCUUCGUGAGAUCCGUCGCUAUCAAAAGAGUACGGAGCUCCUCAUCCGUAAACUGCCCUUCCAGCGCCUCGUCCGUGAGAUCGCCCAGGACUUCAAGACCGACUUGCGUUUCCAGAGCUCGGCGGUGAUGGCCCUCCAGGAGGCGAGCGAGGCCUACCUCGUCGGCCUUUUCGAGGACACGAACCUUUGCGCCAUUCACGCCAAGCGCGUAACCAUCAUGCCCAAAGAUAUCCAGCUGGCCCGUCGCAUCCGUGGCGAGCGCGCUUAGAUAUAUCCAUUUUGUUUAUUUUCAAUCGGCCCUUUU